Messenger RNA from Psilocybe cubensis, 834 nucleotides. RefSeq lists its product as uncharacterized. NCBI's taxonomy places the organism in Eukaryota, Fungi, Basidiomycota, Agaricomycetes, Agaricales, Agrocybaceae. Bases 1 to 834 code for a protein of 277 amino acids. The transcript has 3 exons. The record is from RefSeq and is a predicted model, not a curated record.
AUGGUCAUCACCUCUGGGGCGGAGCCCCUUCUUCCGAAUUUGGAGACACUGGAAAUUUCGGCCAAGGUCGCUGCUCUGAAAGACGUAAGCUUGCUUGAGUUCAUUAUCAACAGAAUGGACCCCUCACCCCUCAGCUCGUAUAAGCUCCUAAAACAUGUAAAGGUAGCUUUCUAUCGGAAGAGCAAGAUGAGCAUUGAAGAAGUCGUUCUCAAGCAUGCUAGAGAAGCUGGUAUUCCAAGUAACAUCAAACUCGAAUUGGACUACUCGUUGCCCAGCAAAUCACCGCAAUUAGCCAUCGCCGAAACAAUCUUAAUGACCAGAAAGAAUUUCCAGUUUACUGCGUGGAGUUCUGAUCGUGCCGAUGAAGAGGGUACCUCCAUCACAUCAGGGGUCCCAUUGCUACCACACUUGGAGACACUAGAGAUUUUACCAAUGGUGAAGAUCAACGCGCUGUCAGACGCAAAGCUCCUACAAUUUAUUACCAGCCGGAUGGACCCGUCACCUUCUACACCAACGGCUUUACUUAGAGAAGUGAAUGUCACAUUCCACAACGAGAUGACGCAGAAUAUCCACCAGUGCAUUCGCCAGUAUGCUAAGGAUAAGGACAUUGCGAUCAACACCAAAGUGAAACUAACCUAUCAUAUAACAAUUAACAUGCCAAUAUCAUUCUUGCCGAUGAGGGCAAGCAAUGGUCAGAAGAGGGAAACCGAUAUAUGGUGCAAGGACCACACUGACGAAUAUACGUUAAAGGCAUUGGAAGAGUAUGAUAUUCAUACCGUACCGAAUCAAUGUGUUUUCAAGAUUACAGAACCAAAGACAAGUUUGUAUGAAUGA